Molecule: messenger RNA, 1271 nt
Organism: Stomoxys calcitrans (stable fly)
Lineage: Eukaryota; Metazoa; Arthropoda; Insecta; Diptera; Muscidae
Exons: 2
Coding region: 429-779 (116 amino acids)
Source: RefSeq, a predicted model, not a curated record
UCUGGACCGAUUUUUAAACCCCCAACUUUUGCCAAUGGCCCUCUUGCAGGCGUAAAAGUAGGGCAAGAGUUGCGUUUCUUGUCCAUUCCAAAAUGUGUGAUUUGAAGUUAAAUUUCCUGUCCAGCAAAACACCCAGCUAUGUGACUUUCAGUAAAUGGUGCAUUAUCUUCUUCCAAGACGAUAGGUGCCGCUGUAGAUAACUUGUAUCUUCUGCUGAAAAUAACAACUUCUUUCUCACAUGGAUUUACGCCCAGACCAAUUUCGGUAGAUUAAGGUAGAUUUCGUGAUAUAAAUCUCUAAGAGUAAUCUGUAUACGGAACCACUUCUCCAGAGGCAAUAAUAUUGACGUCGGUUUUACAUUAUUGACAGGACCUUCAGUAUCAAGAAAUGCUACAAUUGUAUAUUCCUAAAUAGCGAGAGAGCCCUCUAUGUGGCGAGUGGGUUCUAAAGGGCUGUUUCAAUGGAUUUGCUUUUCUAUAUGCAUGCCGUUGUUGAGACAGGCCAUCUCCACGUAUCUUUGCCCUAAGAGUCUACUACAACAAGCACUUAAACCACAACCAGUGGUGUCAAAUGAAGUUGAUUUAUUUCCCUCAUCUAAAGGAACAGUUCAGUACACUCCCCCCAAAAUAACUCUUGCAUUCGAAGCCACCACAACCAUCAAAAGUUGUGUUUCAACAACACUCAGCACUGAUGCUGAUGAUGACGACGAUGAUUAUGGCGGCAUCAUCAAGACCAUAGAAUCCUUAACUGUUAGUGGCUACGGUAGCAAAAAAAUAUAAAAGCUAUGUUGGCAAACAUCAAAAUCCAGUGCAAAGCAUAAAGGGCAAAAACAAUAAUAACAACUUAUGAUUGAUUGAAUUUAUCAAAAAGUUUCAUAAUGUAUUUCACAACGAUUUUUUGCAUAGCUUUUAUGAAAUGAAACAAUGCAAAUAACGCAGAAAAAUGGUAUAGAAAAAGUAAGAAAUUGCUUCAAGAAGGACGAAACACCAAAACUCCAUCAAAGACAUAAACAUGAAGGACCUUUAUCCAUCGAACAGAAACUACAGUUGGCGAUCAAAGUUUCCUCGCCUCAGAGCUACUUUGAAAUCCUUACGAGGCAAUUCCAUUGGAAAGGAUCGAAGGAACUUUUCGUUGGCAGCCAAUCGCAAUCACUAACGAAUGCUGAUCCCCUAUUGCAGUGUAGUUUACCGUUAAAGCGCAGCUAAAACUUUAAACCUCUUCAAUGUCAGCUUAAAGUGAUUGUGGUGAAUAUAUGUAACUACAAUGCGUUA